AUGUCUUGGCUCCGUCGAGUGUGGCAGGGUAUUCGCCGUCCUUCGUACUUUGUGGGGAAGGAUAUCGAAGGAAACAAAUUCUACGAAUACCCAAGUGUCUCUGAUGAUCCCAGACGGACGAAGCGCGUAGUGGAGUAUACGCGGGGACAGGAUAUACUGCAGUAUGUCUCAGGAGGAAAAAGGCUGCCAGUCCAGUGGUCCGCUUGGCUGACGCAUACCCGCUCGCACCCACCAACGCUUGAGGAGCUCCAAUCUGACCUAGAGCGACAAAGGCGUGUUCUCUUUAAUGCCGCUGUCAUUGAGGCACGAGACCGCGAGGAGCGCGCAUUGCAGCAGAUUGCAGACUCUAGCCAACAGGGUGCUCCGGCCAGCGGGAAUGUUCAAGAUGCUUCCAGUUUCCAUACACAGGAUGAUGGGCGCAAACAUGUGUCCCUUUUGGCGCCCCAUUCGGAACUUGCACCUAACGACAACAGCAAGCACCAGAAGACACUCGAACGGUCAGAAUCUUCAAAUGUCCAACACCAGCGUGGACCGUGGAUCGAGAUCUCAGACAAGCCACAAUCUUGGUCUCCCAGUAUGAGACAGAGAGGUAGUUAG
Molecule: messenger RNA, 597 nt
Organism: Fibroporia radiculosa
Lineage: Eukaryota; Fungi; Basidiomycota; Agaricomycetes; Polyporales; Fibroporiaceae
Exons: 6
Coding region: 1-597 (198 amino acids)
Biological process (GO): mitochondrial respiratory chain complex I assembly
Cellular component (GO): membrane
Source: RefSeq, a predicted model, not a curated record